AUGCAGUCUAGCGAAGCCCCUGCAUCAAUGGAAGUUGAGAUAGCUCAACAAGACAAGAAGUCUCUUGGGGCUUUGCCUUCAAAGCCAAAGUUUGAGCCUUUGAAGGCUCAUGAGAUGUCUGGUGGUCAAGUUCAGUUUAGAAAAGUCUCAGUUCCAUCACAUCGGUAUUCGCCUCUUAAGAAAGCAUGGAUGGAAAUCUACACUCCAAUAUAUGAGCAAAUGAAGAUUGAUAUUCGUAUGAACCUCAAAGCCAGAAAGGUUGAAUUGAAAACUAGAUCAGACACGCCUGACGUGAGUAACCUACAAAAGUGUGCAGAUUUUGUGCAUGCUUUUAUGCUAGGUUUUGAUGUGAUAGAUGCCAUUGCUCUUUUGCGUCUCGAUGAGCUCUAUGUUGAAUCUUUUGAAAUCAAGGAUGUUAAAACUCUUCGAGGUGAGCAUUUGUCUCGUGCCAUCGGAAGACUGUCUGGUAAAGGUGGCAAAACAAAGUUUGCCAUUGAGAAUGCUACCAAGACAAGGAUUGUGAUUGCCGACACAAAGAUUCACAUACUAGGAUCUUUUCAAAACAUCAAAGUUGCAAGGGAUUCUCUUUGCAGCCUCAUUUUAGGGUCCCCUGCUGGAAAGGUAUACUCGAAGCUUAGACAAGUUACGGCUAGAUUGGCAGAGAGAUUUUAA
This is a messenger RNA of Dovyalis caffra, 672 nucleotides long. NCBI's taxonomy places the organism in Eukaryota, Viridiplantae, Streptophyta, Magnoliopsida, Malpighiales, Salicaceae. The record is from the annotation of a GenBank genome assembly.